CUGGUUGGUGCUGCUACUGACCCUAUAGUUAGCUACUGUUACCAGGAGUGAGCACUAUCACAUUGUGCCAGUGGAUUCAACUGACUCGUGUCAUGACUACCAAAAUGGAACUUAUUUCACUCUCGAGCAGCUUGUUCAAACAGACCUGUUGUCUGGUGGAGACAAUCUCACCUUGAGCUUUCUGUCUGGUGAUCAUUUAUUAAGUGAAAUGCUUUACAUUUGUAAUUUCAGAGAGGUGAUUAUUGCUGGCCAAAAUGCCACUAUCAAAACUGGUAGAGUGCUGUUAUCUAAUAUCAGUGCAUUGAGUAUCGAAGGUUUGCAUUUCACUGGAGCAGGUGAUGAAAGUAGUUCAGGCUACAUGUACAUAAUUUCUCAAAUACUUUUUGAUAUCACUAACUGCUAUUUGGUAGGCUUAAAAUUGUUGGAAGCUUGUACACUCUGGAUCACUCGUACGGUAACUGUAACGAUUGAACAAGUUCUCUUUGUGAACAACACUAGCACUGACAGAGCAUUGAUUGUUGAAGCUGAUAAUGUGUACAUUGAAAAGAGCGACUUCUUCAGUAACAGUGGUGGUGCAGCGAACAUUGAAUCAAAUCAAACUGUUAUUAAUGAUUCAAGAUUCACUUCCAAUACUGCUGCAUAUGGUGGAGCAGUGGAAGUGGACUCUGUAAGUGUGACUAUCAGUUGGUGCAAGUUUACAAAUAAUAUUGCUCAAUUAAAUUUUGGUGGAGCAAUUAUCACCUUUGGAAGUAGUUUGUUCAUUUCCAACUGUGCGCUACUAAACAAUAAUGCUAUUCUUGACGGUGGAGCAAUUUAUAGCCGGGGAGGGAGUGUCUCAAUCUCCGACAGUGAGCUAGCGUACAACAGUGCUGAAAAAGCAGGUGGAGCAAUUUUCACCUUUGGAAGUGGUUUGUUCAUUUCCAACUGUGCACUACUGAGCAAUAGUGCUAUUCAUGAUGGUGGUGGAGCAAUUCAUAAUAUUAUAUCAAAUCAAACUGUUAUUAAACAUUCAAGGUUUAAUUCCAACACUGCUAUAUUUGGAUUUGGUGGAGCAGUGGAAGUGGACUCUGCAAGUGUGACUAUCAGUUUAUGCAACUUUACAAAUAAUAUUGCUGAAAGUGCUGGAGCAAUUUCCACCUCCGAAAGUAGUUUGUUCAUUUCCAACUGUGCCCUACUAAACAAUAAUGCUAUUCUUGACGGUGGAGCAAUUAAUAUCCAGGGAGGGAGUGUCUCAAUCUCCGACAGUGAGCUAGCGUACAACAGUGCUGGUAGAUCAGAUGGAGCGAUUUCGGUUUUUACUGGAGAGUUACUGAUAUCCGAUAGCAAGCUAACAAACAACAAGGCUACCUCAGGUGGAGCGAUUGGACUUUUCGCGGGUGAUGCAUCUAUCUUGAGCUGUAAUAUAACAGAUAAUGAAGCUGUAGUUGAUAAUGGAGAAACUAGUCUUGGUGGAGCGAUUUUGGUAUAUACUGGAACUAUAUCCGUCUCCAAAAUCAUGUUUAAAAAUAACAGUGCUGACUUUGGUGGAGUGUUUUUUGUUGCUGAUGGCACUGUGAUCAUUUCCGACUCUGUGGUCACAAACAACAGAGCUACUCAGCAAGAUGGAGUGAUUGCGGUUGUUAUCUCAAUUUUGAUAAUUACUAAUACAAGCAUAUUUGACAAUUUAGAGGGGGAAAAUAUCCUUUACGUAGUGCAUUCUAACUUGUCAUUUACGGGAGUUAACAAUGUUAGCAAUAAUGUAAACCCUGUGUAUGCUCUAAGCAGUCGAGUGGAGUUCAAUGGACCCACAACUCUCAGUAACAAUCGUGGUGUGUAG
Messenger RNA from Halichondria panicea, 1816 nucleotides. RefSeq names its product metabotropic glutamate receptor-like protein R. The transcript has a single exon. The record is from RefSeq and is a predicted model, not a curated record. Lineage: Eukaryota; Metazoa; Porifera; Demospongiae; Suberitida; Halichondriidae. The coding region runs from base 209 to 1816 and encodes 535 amino acids.